AUGGAUUCAGACACGGAAAAACGGCGUCUUUCGCCUGUUGCUAUCAUGUCCAAUAGUGGCUACAUUGAUCUCAUCAAUGGACCUCAAGACCAGAGCAUCUGUAAUGGUUAUUCUUGUCGAAAGCGUAUCUCAACAUUCAUGGUCAUCGUUCAAUCUGGACAAACGUAUCAAAUCUUUCUCUCAAGUACUCCUCCUAGACAUACACGUUUUCGCUUGCUCAAUGCUGAUUCUACAAUAAAAUGUGUUUUGGCUCUUCACUACGAUUCAUUACAACAAAUCGAUAUCUAUGCCAACACGAUGUACAUGCCGCCAACUAAUCGAGACCUUCGAGCGCCUGGUCUCAUGUUACUUGAUCAACCAAAUAAUGUCACAUUAUUGUCACCAUCUGGAAGCAACUACUUUGAUAGAACUUCUCAAAUGGCCUAUAUUGCUAUUGAUGGUAGCACUAUGAUCGACAUCAAAGUAUCACCACUACUCAUUCUCUCUUUUGGCUUCCCACCAAUGGAUCCAGAAUCGUUUUACUCCAGCAAUCUUGUUGCCAAUUUGGCAGCUCUCUUGAAUAUUAGCCCAGACAAGAUUCGGCGCGUUAAUAUUGUCUCAGCCUCGAAUCAAACUCGUAUUCGUCGUCAAGCAUCGUCUGUUCUAUUACCCAUACAAUUACAGAUUGAACUACGUGAUGAGCCUCGCACCAGUUCGAUUGCCUCGACUGGAAUUCGAGCAGAAAUUCUCUCGAAUAUUGCUUCAACUAUCAUAAAUCGUUAUCAAGUAGGUGAAUUACAAGUGGCAUGGAGAAAUCUCAAUGUAACAAAUGGUAGUUUCCCAUCUGUUUUGAGUGCCCAAGAACCAUUUGAUAACUCAUCAGUUGAACUGAGUAUCAUCAAUCGACUUUUACUGGUCUCACCACCAAGAGACUGCCGGCAACAGAGUCCGUGCACGUUUCAACCAGUGCUCGUAGCAUACGAUGUAGCAGGAAAUGUCAUUCAAAAGUUAGGCUCAAACGAGCGGCCAUGGCAAGUGAAAGCUACUGUCGUAGGUCGGCCAAAUCUGAUUUUGCCGGGUGGUAUAGCUAAUUAUUCUGAUGGACAAACACAGUACAUUCUAUUCAGUCUACCAGAUAUCGGUACUCAACAAGUUCAAUUUACUCUGAUUCAACCGGAUGGUGUCAAUAGUUCAUUCUUAGCUACAACAAACCUGAGUGUUCAAGCUGCAUCUGUCUCUGUGACACAAGCAGUUCUAGCUGGCGAACAAGUGAACAAUGUCUAUGUUGCCAAUGUCAAUGAGACAUUUAGUAUUGCUGUCAUGCCAGUUGACAGUGUUACUCGACUACGUCUCGGACAAAUUCAAUGGGGAAGUUGGCGAUGGUCGGCCAAUGUCACCCUGAUUAGUUUGCCGAAAUUCAAUCGCCACGGAUCACUAGUCAAAAACAAUUCAUCAAGAACUAAUAUUGACCUCGUAGCAGGUACAGUUACGAUCACUAAUUUGGCCAUCAAUGCUACCGGUAUGUAUGUGCUGCAAAUUCGAUUGGUUGCUUCAAACAAUGAACAUAUCAUUGAGCUACCAUCGAAUGGAAUCCUUGUUAAAGAAAAUAAUGAUAAUUUUAUCACUGAAAUCGAUGCGAUCUCAAGCAACUUCACAUUUGCGGGCGACUUUGAUGCACUCAAUGCUAGCGGUGAACUUGAAAUUAUACGUGCAAUGAUCUACAAUUAUUUGAUUAAUAUUGGCAUGCCUGUCAUUAGUGAUAUUAUUCUGGUGAAAGGUAGUGUGGGCGCGAUCGUUCAGAUCGACUCGGAAAAUACAAAUAUAUAUACACCAGUUACAAGCAUGUUAGCGGACCCUAAUGCCAUACCGCGUUUAAAUCUUAUAAUGGUGAAUAUCAAUGGUCAUUCGUACUCGGUCUCGUCUUCGUCGAGUAAUGAUGCAUCGAGUAAUGAUUCAGCAAGUAAUACCGAUAAUUCGAAUAAUAACACCUUAAUUAUCGGCCUCGUGGUUGGUCUAGUUGGUGGUCUAUUACUUGUGAUCGGCGUUGUUUGGGGUUAUAAAGCACGCGAAAGAAUACUUGCUCGCCAUCGUCUUGGAGUAGGAGAAACCGAUGAAGACAGACUGACAGGAAUCGAUGAAAAUUGUGUCGCAUCACCGAGACUUGAUGCACUCAUAAGUGUACCAAAUUUGCAACCAGUUGAAUUCUCUCGAGUGGCCACUAUCCCACCAGCAGUCAAUGGCAUGCAUUCAACUCAACCCUCCGAGCAAGCUGAACUUCAGUCCGCUGCAUGUAAUCUUAACUUACGUGAUUUCAAUAAAGCUGAGCAGUUACUUCCAUCGACGGCAAUAGAAUUGAUUGCAUUCGAUUGA
Messenger RNA from Rotaria sp. Silwood2, 2349 nucleotides. Lineage: Eukaryota; Metazoa; Rotifera; Eurotatoria; Philodinida; Philodinidae. The record is from the annotation of a GenBank genome assembly.